Schistosoma guineensis is the source of this 1663-nucleotide messenger RNA. The record is from the annotation of a GenBank genome assembly. NCBI's taxonomy places the organism in Eukaryota, Metazoa, Platyhelminthes, Trematoda, Strigeidida, Schistosomatidae.
AGGGGCCGUGACGUGAGUCGGUACACAACGUAUCUCUGUGGUGCCCGAGAUUAUCCUGAUAGCAUGGAUGCGAUGCGUAUCAUCCUUAAAGAACAGGAUUUAAUUCCGGAUGCAGUUUUGCUGCUUGAGGAAGCAUAUAAAGGAGAUGCCUCCCCACCAGUAGCUUUGUUACGACAACCCAUUUUCAUUGCACUUCUAGCAGAUGCAUUAUUUGCAAGUUCUGAUAGAUUGUUAACUGAACAAUUAGAGCAAUAUGCAUACCUUUACAGCUAUGCUGCAGUGGUCGUUGAAGAGAUUGAACCUACUACUGAAAGACGUAUCUCAUGUAUACGUACUGAAGUUGAUGAAGCAAAACGUGAAGUUUUAGAAGCAAGUCGAAUUUGUAGACAAUGGAACAAUAUGUCUGGCAGUGGAAUUAGUUUACGUGCUUUCCGAGACCUUCCAUCGCUUUUGAGAUGUUUAUCAUGUCGACCUGUUUCACUUGGUGUAUUUCGUUUCGUUCGGGUCGUUUUUCAUACGAAACGUGUCGAUUUUGAAUUAAAUAUGGACACCAUGAAACCUUACUGUAUAGUAGUGAAUGAAUUGGCUGAGGUCAAUGAAUAUUUACGUCCAGCUCUCUUAGCAUUUAUCACAGAAUUACUGGCUUCUUCAGUUGAAGGAAUGGAAGACUUGAGUCAGUUAGAAUACAAACGAAUGUUGGUCGGAUUACUUGUUCAUUUACUAUCAUGUGGCCAUGUACUUCCUGUAAUAAACACAAUGCAUAGACUGUUUUUACGCAAUCGUGUUGAUGUUUCUAUUGUUCGCCAUUUUGUUACAGAAGUCCUAAAAGUGGCGGGACAACCGUAUGCAACGUUCUUCAUGAAUGCAUUACAUCCUCUGGUUGUCCAUCCAGAUAUCAGUGAUGGUUUGAAAGGGGGAAAAGACACAGAUUACGUGAAUGAAUUCCUCGAGUAUUAUGAAAAAGAAAACUCGCUAUCGCCAAGUUAUUAAUAUGUCAUCUUAUGACUUCUGUUGUACAUAAUAUGUUCUCUAUAAUUACAAUGUUUUUUUAAGUUCUUCAUUUAUUGAAUUAUUACAUCCCUUGCAGUGGUACCGACGUAAGCUAUUCGAGCUCGGAAUAUUUUAUUCUAAAACCAGUGGUGUGGUUAUUUCGAUAUUUUGAGUCGCGAUUUGGUUUAAACAAUCAUCUUUCAAUCAUUCAACGAAGUGCUCGAAUCAGUACUGUGACAUCGAAAUAUGACAUAACCUAGUUUGAUAAACUUAUCAAAAUUGCAAUGUAUUUUGGCUGACUUUUCUCCAACGAAAUAUGUCGUGAAACUUAGUCUAUGCGGGAACUUAUGUAGACAUUAUGGUUUAUUAACUUAGUUGAGUUUUAUAAAAAGAUUGUACCACGACUGUUGUUUACUUAACAGUAUUAUGAAAAACAGUUUGUCAAUGAUUUUGCUAUCUAAAUAAAUUGCAUAACUGUUUAUUUAUUUUAAUUUGAGUGAUUAAGGUCGAAUUAACAUCUCUGUUUUGCAUGAGGUUUUAUCUUUUUUUAAUAAGUAGUAUGAUGAAAUUCUUGGUUUAAAUGAGUCCACUUUGCUUCUCUCUUAUAUUAUCCUGUGUAUUUUGAUUUAAUUACCUUUAAAUGUAUAUAGGUAUGUUCUUGAUUACUGGAUGG